This is a messenger RNA of Maniola jurtina (meadow brown), 2001 nucleotides long. RefSeq names its product beta-1,4-glucuronyltransferase 1. NCBI's taxonomy places the organism in Eukaryota, Metazoa, Arthropoda, Insecta, Lepidoptera, Nymphalidae. The record is from RefSeq and is a predicted model, not a curated record. The coding region runs from base 400 to 1713 and encodes 437 amino acids. The transcript has 6 exons. Gene Ontology annotation, molecular function: glucuronosyltransferase activity.
AUGCGCAGUAGGACCAUCGAAUAACACCCUGACGUGUUUUCAUUAUUAUUUCCAAAAAACACAUUCAAAGUAAAUAAUAACAAAAACACUAUUAUAAGGAGCUAUUUACACAGAGUGCGGAUUCACCCUUAUCUGUGUUCUAAGGCCCGAUCUAUACACGGUUGCAAUUCUUCGUUACUGGUAUUGUGUAAAUAUUUAGUGAGGUUAGGUCCUAUGUAAUGUGUAGUGCACCGUGAAGUAUUUUUUUUGUGAUAAAAAGUAGUAAAAUAAUAGAGCCUACUGAGUAAACGAAAAAGAUCAGGAAUUUUGUUGGAUCUACCCUCGACAAUGUUCAAAAUGACCAGCAACACAGCGUGACUAGAGUGUUUGGGCUAUGCGAUUCUUGAUUUGUCAAGCCCAAUGGCGAAGAUGCGGCGUGACAAAGUGUGGCGUUGGCGCUGCCAGUGGAGCGUGGUAACGCUCGCGGCAAUCGCGCUGGUGGUGUACAACGCGGCUGCCAACAUGUGGCUGCUGAGCCCGCAGCCCUGCCCGCGCAGCAGCACGCCGCCCGGCGACCUGCCCACCUGCGAGCCCUGCGAUACCGCGCCCGUCACGGCUGUAGACGACGAUCCUAUCGCGAGGCUAGACCUGAGGCUCGGCCGCUGGGAUGGCUCCAGAUCAUACAGGAUGUUCGACUACGCAACAGUCGGAGAUAUGUACGCGGAGAUAUCCUCCAACCACCGCGUGUGCUUAGCAACACAAAGUUCAAUAGAAAGGCUACACGAACUGCUCAGAAUAGCAGCGCAUUGGUCCGGGCCAAUUUCAGUGGCCGUAUUUGUAGCUGGGGACGAACUAAGGUUGUUACGAGCAUUUGUGACUUGGCUGUCUCGGUGUAGGCCAGAAGUUUAUGCGAGGAUGGCGAUGCACGUUGCUACGCCUGUGGAAAGACCUGGUGUUCAUGGAAACAUGCCUAUUUGGGCAAGGAAUUGUAAAGCAUCACCUCUACCUUUAAGAGAACGUAGAGCUGAUACGGUCGCUUGGCGAGCGCGGCAUCCAUAUCCACAGAAUCAUUUGCGAAACUUAGCGAGAAGAAACUGUCACACUCCUUAUGUUUUCCUGGUAGACGUGGAUAUAGUGCCUUCAGCAGGCAUGGCGGAUGCGCUAGACAGUUUUCUCGCCAAAACACCAAAAUGCCCUCUCUGUGCUUAUGUGGUGCCGACUUAUGAGCUUGAUAAACGAGUGGCGAACUUCCCAGCCAACAAAUCGGAGUUGCUGCGACUGUCGAGGAAUAAACUGGCCAUACCAUUUCAUAGGAAAGUGUUUAUUUAUAACCAGUACGCCUCGAAUUUUUCUAGAUGGGAGUCAUCGGGAGGGAACGAGACCCUGGAGACGCACAUCAGUCACAACGUGACUAACUUCGAACUCCUGUACGAGCCGUUCUACGUGGCGCCGGACACCGUGCCAGCUCAUGACGAGCGGUUCCUCGGCUAUGGCUUCACGAGGAACACUCAGGUGUACGAGAUGUUUCUCAUCGGGUACCAGUUCAAGGUCCUGUCACCAAUCUUCACCAUCCACUGGGGCCUGCAGGCUCGACGCACCCGCCCUCUGUGGCGGGAGAAGCAGAACGAGAAGAAUAGAAAGCACUUCGAAACAUUCAAGAGAGAGCUUUACGCGAGGUAUAGGAGGGACCCCCUCCACCUGUUGAGAAGACCCCAGCAGGCCAAGAAGACAUAGGCCUCGCAAGGCCGCGCUAAGCUGGCCGGCCUUCUAACAACCUUUUCUAUACUUCUACAAUUUUUCUGAGCUUUGAGUGUUAGUUUUUUGUGUGAACAAAAACUUGUUCACUGCAGAUAGCGUUAUCUAUUAACUCAUACUCGUGUGACGAAACCUAAUUCAUACUCAGGUACCUAUCUAUCUACCAAUAUUAAAAAUGCGAAAGUGUGUCUGUCCGUCUUGUUUGUUAGUUUUCAGGGCUCAUUCGCUUAACAAAUUUUGACAAAAUUGGGACAGACAGCUUGCAUC